Molecule: messenger RNA, 993 nt
Organism: Exophiala bonariae
Lineage: Eukaryota; Fungi; Ascomycota; Eurotiomycetes; Chaetothyriales; Herpotrichiellaceae
Exons: 2
Coding region: 1-993 (330 amino acids)
Cellular component (GO): cytosol
Molecular function (GO): aldose reductase (NADPH) activity
Source: RefSeq, a predicted model, not a curated record
AUGGCACCAUCAACACCAAGUCUCAAGCUGGCUUCGGGGACAACCAUGCCCCAAGCUGGAUUUGGGCUGUGGAAAGUCCCUGCCGACCAAGCCGCCGAGACCGUUUACAAUGCAAUUAAAAAUGGGUAUCGCCUCUUCGACGGGGCAUACGACUACCAAAACGAGAAAGAAGCCGGCCAGGGCAUCCAACGAGCCAUCAAGGAAGGACUCGUCCAACGUUCGGAUAUCUUCGUCACCACGAAACUCUGGAACAACUAUCACUCGCGUGAACACGCACUGUCGAUGGCCAAGGCCCAAAACGAAGCCUGGGGCCUCGACUACAUCGACCUGUACCUGAUCCACUUUCCGAUCGCUUUGAAGUACAUCUCACCGGAUGAGCUCCGGUAUCCGGGAUGGUGGCAGGACGCCGAGCAGAAGACGAUUGCGCGAGCCAACGUCUCGAUCCAGGAGACGUGGCAGGCGCUCGAGGAGGUCGUGGACGCGGGCAUUGCCAAAGCCAUCGGCAUCUCCAACGCUCAGGCCCAGAUCCUCUACGACAUCACGACGUACGCGCGCCACCCGCUGUCUGUUCUGCAGAUCGAACACCACCCGUAUCUCGUCCAGCCGGACCUGGUCGCGCUCGCCAAGGACCUGAAUGUCGCUGUCACAGCGUACUCAUCCUUCGGGCCCCAGAGUUUCCUCGAGCUGCCCGAGGCGUUCCGCAAGCGGCCCGAGAGCAUCUCCACGCUGUUCGAGACGGACGCCGUCAAGAGCGCCGCCGACGCCCAUGGAAAGACCCCCGCCCAGGUCUUGCUGCGUUGGUCCACCCAGCGCGGCAUCGCCGUCAUCCCCAAGUCGAAUAAUCCCGAUCGUCUCAAGCAGAAUCUCGAUGUCGUGGAUGGGAGCUUUGAUUUGACCGACGAGCAGAUCGAGAAGAUCAGUGCGUUGGAUAAAGGUCUCAGGUUUAAUGAUCCUGGUUACUACCUUCAUGAGCCUUUGAGAAUCUUUGCUUAG